CAUCCUCCUCGAGGUCUACCUGAAAGCAACCUUCAACCUACCUCUCCUCUCGUCCAUCCAGCGAUACCUCACUAUUCUGCAGGACACAAGACUUGGUCGCUACUGGUCGGCGACACGAACGGUGACGAUGGUCUUGGCUUGAUACGCAAUACUCUCUUUACCAGACACACGGCUCAAUACACUACACACUCUUUUGAUAACAAUUACAUUCGUUUCAACUUCAACUGCAUACACGGCCUGAACAGCCAACACAUUUUCUUCACCAUUAUUGACACGACCUACCAAGCGACACAUCCAAGAUGACCUCUCGAACGCGUCAUCCCCUCUCUCUUCCCCCUCCUCCUCAACCUAAACCGCUCGCUACACCUCCGACCUCCCCAGAAAUGUCUCCAGCCGCCUUUGGGACUUUUCCUCGACACUAUCAACCUCAACCUCAACCUGGAAUUGUGCUGCAGCCCAAGAUCUCCCCCUCGAAACGCAUCUUGAGGCGGAAAAAGUCCGGGUUGGGUUCGACGGUCCGGACGAAAAAGUCGUCUAAAGAGCCUUUCCCUUCAACUUUACCCGAAGGGAAAGAGAACCAGGAUGACAAGUCUGGGUUGAGAAGGAAGAGGUCGACGGGGGUGGAAGAACGGGAGAAGGAACGGACGGGUCGGUUUGCCAGUCGGUUGAGGAGCGUGAGGAGCGUCCCAUUAUUGAACUCUCGGACGGACAAGGACAAGGAUAACGAGAAUGUGGGUACCCGGGACCUGUUUGGCGGACGAGCAAACGUGAGGGAUAUGCACAGGCGAGAUUCGGGCAAAGUGAUGGAGAUGACCAUGGGGGAAAGCGAAGUCCUCUCCGAAGAAUCUCAUAUCGGGCGGUACGGCCUCAAAUCGAUGAACCUCGAAGAGUCUCACCCGCUCGCUCGGUACCCGACUUCGCAAGCUUCAGCUUCAUCGACGAACAUGGUCGAAUUCGGGUACCUCCCUUCCUCUGCCGAAUUGGACGGCGGGUUUGGGAGCAUCUCUUCCCGAGGUGGCGGGGCUGACAGGAAAGACCCAGCCGGAUGGCAAUAUUCUUCCAUCUCGACUGGCACCGCUUCGAACUUCGCCUCCCUUUCUUCGUCGUCCAAGGGCCAGGGUAAGGGCUUUUCGCGGGAACGGAGCGAGACGGUGACCACUUUCGGAGGAGCUACAUCUACUUCGGGGUCGGGGUCGCCAAGGUCGAUGACGACGACCAUCCGGAAUGAUCUGAGGGAUGAGACUACGCCCAGGGCGUGGACGGGGAGGAGACGGAGUAGCGAGGCCAGCGAGGCGGGGUACGUCUUUGGAAGGACACCUGGGACGGGGAGUACUGUCAGAGCGGCGGGACUCGGGAUUGAGAGUAACAAGGAGGACGUCUAUCGUCGAAGUCGGGAUUUACAGCGUGUCAUCAGCGGGCACGAUGAGAAAGAAGAAGAAGGACCUCGGCAGACGAUACAAGACGACCGAGGCGAUGAAGAAUCGAUCGAGGAGAUCCGAGAUACGGAAGAGAUGCAGCAGAGGUUCUUGCAACGACAUUCUCAGGACUUUGCGCAUCUCCACAGUCAGGCGUUGGCUAGUAUGUUCCAGCCAUCAGAGCCGAGAAGCCUAGCUUCAGCCGCGUCCAUGUUGACGGAGACCUCCCCGACGCUCCCUUUCGACCCUCGAGAGACCGAAGACGAGCGGCAACGACGGAUUAUCGAAGAAGCUCGUAGAGAAGGACGAGAGAAACGGCGAAGCUGGAUGUUGAGCAAGGCCGGGUUGAUGAACGGGCCGAUGUCGCCGACGACGACAUUUUAUGGACCUGCACCGACCCAUUCCAGAAACGCUUCGUCUAUCAGUAGCAGUAUCCUAUCACCUGGCGCGGGUCUGGCGUCUCCGAGGCUUGGGGAGAUGACCCCGAGGGCACAUCAACGGCAGACCAGCUUGCGGGGCGGGAUCCGACCGUUAUCCUUGGUGAUCAGUCAGGAAAACGCUCGAGCCAGAGAGUCUGCCGGUAGUAUCGUCCUCGGCCCGCCUCUCGUGACCAGUCCCGUCUCGGUCGUCCUCGAGGAAGAGGAAAAGAGUGACGUGGUAGGCGAGAUGACCCGGUCCGAGUCUACGUCGACGUCCUUCUCCAUGAGCGCUGGACACGAGAACGAGCCUUACAUCAGCCAUGCCAAGCACUGGUCAGGCCAUCGUCAGGGAAGCAUUCACUCGAGCGGAUCCGGCUCGCAAGGCUCGUUGUCGCGCGCCGUAUCUAUCAAGAGCCACCGCCGAACCAUGUCCCCGGCUCAGCAGGCCCUGCCACCUCAUCUGCGGAGCUUUUCCGCUUCAUCUGCUACCAUGACCAAUUCGUCGAUGAGUUCGCUCGGUGCAGUCGUUGGCGGCGGCUCCGAAUCCAGCUGUUCGUCUGGGGAACACAUUGGAGGUCCUCGUGUACUCUCUUCGGACGCCUUCAACUUCCGAAUGAGCGUCAACGCCCCUGCACCGAGGGCGGAGAGCAGGAUGACCAAUUCGACCUACGCCAUGGGGUCUUUCCGCACGGAGAGCCGAUUGACCAUGCGUGGUCCCACUCCCGACGGCGAACAGGCCGAAGACCGUGAAAGCAGGAUUCAACGACGACGCGCGAGGGCGUUCUUGGUCGCCGGCUUGAAACUGGAGAGCAAGGCUGCUAGCGCUAGCUCUCAGGUCGUCGCCGAACAGGAUGAGACUGACGAGUGGCCAAUGUCACCUUCGGAAGGCAAGAAAGAUCGUCGAGCCGGGGUCGUUGUGGAGAAUAAGCUCGACCUCGACAACAUGGAGGUCAUGUCGGCGUCGGCGCCAGUGGAAAGGAAGCGAUACUCGGUGAUGAGGAGGGAGAAGCAAGACGACGUUCCUACAUUGCGUCGAGCAGGGACGCCUCUCUUCCCCUUCUAUUCGAAGCCCAGCGAGGCGCAAAGCGAAGAUUCCGUCAGCCCGGACAUCUUGCCGCCCAAGGGCAGUCCAGAGAUCACCAUCAGCGUUGUUGAGGAAUCGGGCGAGAUCCGUCCGAUACCCCUGAGCCACGAGCCCGUCCACUUCCCUCGAGACGAAUCAGAGAACAGUCUCCAGGAUCCGAGUGCUUGGCGAGCCCAGAGUGGCGAGAUGAUUCGUGAGCUAUUCUGGUUGCCAAGCACUCAGGGCGAUGUCACGGAUGUACCGACCACCCCGACUCGACCGAUCUCCCGACCACCAUCACCUGCCGUCAUCCACUCCGACUCGGCGGGAGCGUCGCCCGGGAGAGAACGGAAAACGAGUUGGAGCAAUGCAGCAAGAGGCUGGUUGCGAAGCGAGACCAAGACAGACCCCGAGGCGCAAGUCGAAAAGGGUUUUGGCCCUGGGCGUGGGGGGGACCUAUCAAACACUCUGACGUCGACGCGGGACGAUCGUCCGUCGACUCCUGCUCCGGAGAAGAAGAGCUGGAAGCGUUAUUUGGGCGGCGCAAAAAGCAAGAGGCGAGGCAGCCUGCCCGAGGCGUUCCGGCAAGACUUGUUGACGCCCACGCUGCAAGCACCACCAGCAGCUCACGUUCGUCGAUCGACGGAACCGUCUUCUCCAGCCUAUUGCGCCGCAGGAUCGCCUCCGGCGUUCCCGUCGCUGAACAACCGGCAACUGGACUCGUCGCCCUUGUCGGCGGCCUCCUUUUCCCCACAGACCCCAGAGUGUCUGACCAGGUCCCCAGGUAUGCGGAUCGUCUUGUCCAGCCAAACGCCCCGCGCGCAAGGUAUGGAACAAGGCGACAUCCUCUUGCCCACGCCCGGGAUGUCGCACGGGCAGAUGAGCCGCCAUCAGCAGCAGAGUGAGGGAGCUGGCGGUUCACCAUCGAGGAUGGACAUGACGGGCGAGUUGUAUGGUCUCGGACUCGGGCCGGUCCAGGCUGGUUCCCCAUGGAAGGGCAAAGGCAAAGCGACGUCAAUGGCGGAGGAGGAGACGUGGCAGCGCAACUUUGCCGAACAGGCUGUAGCGUUGGUGCAAAUGUCGAACCAGGCUGCGGCUGGCAGCAGCAAGAAGGCGUUUGGUCUAGGACGUCGGCCCGAUGUCGGGAUCCAUGCCAAGUCGACGGCAGCGCCGUUCGGAGACUACCUGCAACCGCCCCCUAGUGCCACAUUGAGGCCGUCGUCGCCGGCGUACUCCAACUCGUCUGAAAGCGAGACCGAACACGGCCAACUCAAGACUCGGACUCGUCAAGCAGGCUGUGCUGUCGAUGUGGACAAUCUGCCAGCGUACCACGACCGUUCUAUCGUCCUCAAGCAUGAGAGGAGGAUCCUACCGGCAAAGCUCUUUUUCAUGCUCGGCUUCUUGCUCGGUCCAUGGGUCUGGCUGUUCGGAGGAUGGGCACUUUCACCUGCGGGUCAGUAUCUACCGUCGACACAUAUCCCUCUCGGGCUGGGUCAUCGGCGAGACCCACGAUUCAGCCCUCAAAGCCCCCCACAAUAUAAGCAACGAGGAAUUCGUGCUGCCCUGCCCCCGAUGAACCGGGACCGACCGGAAAAAUGGGUCAAGCGCAAUCGACUCGCCGCUGUCGCCAGCUCGGCCGUCUUCAUCCCGGCCAUGUGUGUCGGAUUCGGUUAUCUAGGUAAACUCUUGUAGCUACGACGCCGCUUAAGGGUUCGGACAUAAUA
Messenger RNA from Filobasidium floriforme, 4621 nucleotides. RefSeq lists its product as uncharacterized. The record is from RefSeq and is a predicted model, not a curated record. Lineage: Eukaryota; Fungi; Basidiomycota; Tremellomycetes; Filobasidiales; Filobasidiaceae. The transcript has 4 exons. The coding region runs from base 300 to 4589 and encodes 1429 amino acids.